Messenger RNA from Eptesicus fuscus (big brown bat), 1041 nucleotides. RefSeq names its product keratin-associated protein 10-1-like. Bases 1 to 1041 code for a protein of 346 amino acids. Lineage: Eukaryota; Metazoa; Chordata; Mammalia; Chiroptera; Vespertilionidae. The record is from RefSeq and is a predicted model, not a curated record. Gene Ontology annotation, cellular component: keratin filament. The transcript has 3 exons.
AUGGCCGCAUCUGCCCUGUCCGUCUGCUCCAGCGACCUGAGCUACGACAGCCGAGUCUGCCUGCCCGGUUCCGGUGACUCUUGCACCAGCUCCUCCUGGCAGGUGGACGACUGUCCAGAGAGUUGCUGUGAGCCCUCCUGCUGUGCCCCCUCCUGCUGUACCCUCAUCUGCACCCCAGUGAGCUGCAUGUCCAGCCCCUGCUGCCAAUCAGCCUGCACCAGCUCCUGCACCAGCUCCUGCACGCCCUCAUGCUGCCAGCAGUCUAGCUGCCAGCCUUCCUGCUGCACCUCGUCCCCCUGCCAGCAGGCCUGCUGUGUGCCCGUCUGCUGCACACCCGUCUGCUGUAAGCCCCUGUGCUGUGUGCCCAUCUGCUCUGGGGCCUCCUCGUGCUGCCAGCCCACCGCCUGCACCUCAUCCUGCUGCAGACCCUCCUCCUGCAUGUCCCUCAUCUGCCGCCCCGUCUGCUGCCAGCCCACCUGCUGUGCCCCCAGCUGUUGUGUCCCAGCCCCCUGCUUGACCUUUGUCUGCACCCCAGUGAGCUGCAUGUCCAGCCCCUGCUGCCAAGUGACCUGUGGAUCCAGCCCCUGCCAGUCAGCCUGCACCAGCUCCUGCACCAGCUCCUGCACGCCCUCAUGCUGCCAGCAGUCUAGCUGCCAGCCCUCCUGCUGCACCUCCUCCCCCUGCCAGCAGGGCUGCAGUGUGCCCGUCUGCUGCACACCCGUCUGCUGUAAGCCAGUCUGUUGGAGGCCUGUCUGCUGCAAGCCCCUGUGCUGUGUGCCCAUCUGCUCUGGGGCCUCCUCGUGCUGCCAGCCCACCUCCUGCACCUCAUCCUGCUGCAGACCCUCCUCCUGCGUGUCCCUCAUCUGCCGCCCCGUGUGCAGGCCUGCCUGCUGCGUGCCCGCCUCCUCCUGCUGUGGCCCUGCCUCCUCCUGCCAGCCCAGCUGCUGCCGCCCGUCCUCCUGCAUGUCCCUGCUCUGCCGCCCCGUGUGCUCCCGCCCAGCCUGCUGUGUCCCCACCUCGGCCCAGAAGUCCUGCUGCUGA